AUGUGGAAUUUCGUCACGACUUUUAAGAGUGUCUGUUCGCUGUUUACCAGGCGUAUUAGCCUUGAGGCUGAGCUCGACGAAAAGAAUUGGCGUGUUCGCUGGGAAGACAUAAUGUAUGAACCACUGAAUCGACAUAAACGGGACCCGAUGGGAAGUCGACAGAGCAUUGCUCGGAAAGGACUGUUCUAUCUCUAUCUCUAUUUUCGUUGUCUUUCAUCCAUCUUUUUUUUCUGCCAGUGUCAUUUAUCUGUCUCUUUUUCACUGUGUCUUUAUUCCUCUUUUUCUUUCCGUUGUCCUUUAUCUCUAUAUCUCUUUCUUUUUUUUUUCCUUUUCCCUUUGUGUUUUAGCCCUCUCUUUCUUUCCUUUGUUCUAUAUCUAUCUCUUUUCCCCCUUGUGAUUUAUCCAUCUCUUCCUUUCCUUUGUUCUAUAUGUAUCUCUUUUCCUCCUUGUGAUUUAACCCUCUUUCUUUCAUUUGUUCUUUAUCUAUCUUUACUUUGA
This is a messenger RNA of Acanthosepion pharaonis, 498 nucleotides long. The record is from the annotation of a GenBank genome assembly. NCBI's taxonomy places the organism in Eukaryota, Metazoa, Mollusca, Cephalopoda, Sepiida, Sepiidae.